GUCAGCGAGACAGUUGCCGUCUGCCCCAGUUGGAAUCUCUCUCUCUGUAUGCGCCAUUGCGGCGCCCGUGGGGCCCACCACGGCGCCGCCGGCAGCGCCACCAACCCCCUCCUCCACCUCCACCUUCCCACCGGCACUCCCCACGCCUGCUCCACGACGCUUAUGCGCUCGCACCCCCCUCUCGCCGCCCACCUCCGGCGCCUGCUCCACCUCUCGCCCUCCGCCCACCUCAUCAUCCGCCGCGCCAUGGCCUCCACCGCCGCCGCCGCGCAGGCGCAGCCAGGUGGCGUGCCGCCGGCGACCGCGGAGUACGAGGAGGUGCUGGGGCGGCUCUCCUCGCUCAUCACGCAGAAGGUGCGCGCGCACAGCGGCAACCGCGGCAACCAGUGGGACCUCAUGGCGCACUACGUCAAGAUUCUGGAGCUGGAGGAGCCGAUCGCGCGGAUGAAAGUAAUUCACGUUGCGGGGACCAAGGGGAAGGGUUCCACAUGCACAUUCACCGAGUCAAUCCUGCGAUCGUGUGGCUUCCAUACUGGGUUGUUCACCUCACCACAUUUGAUGGAUGUUAGGGAGCGAUUUCGCCUGGAUGGGGUUAAUAUUUCUGAAGAGAAAUUUUUGAAGUACUUUUGGUGGUGCUGGAACAAGUUGAAGGAGAAGACUGAUGAUGAUAUUCCCAUGCCAGCCUAUUUCAGGUUCCUCGCAUUGCUCGCGUUCAAGAUAUUUUCUGCUGAGCAGGUAGACGUUGCUGUUCUUGAGGUUGGCCUAGGAGGGAAGUUUGAUGCAACUAAUGUGGUUAAAGAACCUGUAGUUUGUGGAAUAUCUUCCCUUGGAUAUGAUCAUAUGGAAAUUCUUGGGAAUACGCUUGGAGAAAUCGCAGGGGAGAAAGCUGGGAUUUUCAAGAAAGGAGUUCCGGCCUAUACUGCUCCACAACCAGAAGAGGCAAUGGCGGCUCUCAAACAAAGAGCUUCGGAGUUGGGUAUCUCUCUCCAAGUCGCUGAUCCUCUGGAGCCCCAUCACUUAAAAGAUCAACAUCUUGGACUCCAUGGCGAACAUCAAUAUAUAAAUGCUGGCCUUGCAGUUGCUUUGGCUAGUACGUGGCUUGAGAAGCAGGGACAUAAGGACAGGAUACCACUCAAUCGUACUGAUCCCUUGCCAGAUCAUUUUAUUAGAGGACUAUCAAGCGCUACUUUGCAAGGCCGAGCACAGAUUGUUCCAGAUUCACAAGUGAAUUCAGAAGAGAAGGACAAAGAUUGUUCGCUUGUUUUCUAUUUGGAUGGAGCGCACAGUCCUGAAAGUAUGGAAAUUUGUGCCAAGUGGUUUUCUCAUGCCACAAAGGAUGAUGGAAGACUACCAUCUUCCGUGGAGCAGUCUCAGACAUCUAGGUCUCAAAAGAUCCUUCUGUUCAAUUGCAUGUCUGUGAGAGAUCCAAUGAGACUGCUUCCUCAUCUCCUGGAUGCAUCAACUCAAAAUGGAGUGCACUUUGACAUGGCCCUAUUUGUGCCGAACCAAUCACAAUACAACAAGCUUGGUUCUAAUACUUCAGCUCCUGCGGAGCCUGAGCAAAUCGAUUUAUCAUGGCAGUUGUCACUCCAAACAGUGUGGGAGAAGUUACUUCAGGAUAAAGGUAUAAAUACUACAAAAUCUAGUGAUACUAGUCAAGUUUUUGAAUCGCUUCCACUCGCAAUCGACUGGCUAAGGAGAAAUGCCCAAGAAAACCAAUCCACUUCUUUCCAGGCAAUGGAGCAGACCCAACAGGGCGUUGCUGAUUAUUCCAAACCAUAAGUUCAGAAUGUUUUUCGGCCUCAAGUAAAGUUUGGAUAAGCUCUGAAUAAACUUGGAAACGUCUUUCACGGUAUUGUUGUUGAAGAAUCCUUUCAGAGGGAAGCAUAGUAGACAAAGUCUUUUCUAUCUUAUCCGCAUCUGUAGGUUCUUUCUCGCAGAAUUGCAAUUUUGAGCAAAUCCUAUGGACAGCAUGAUUGUAGUCACUCACAGUUUUGAAAUCCUGUAAGCGAAGUUGCGUCCACUCAUAGUUGGCCGCGGGCAAGACAAGUGCCUUUUGCUGUUCAUAGCGUUGCUUAAGUGAAGUCCAUAGAUUGUGUGGAUUUUCUUCCAACAAAUAUUCAGCCUUAAGAUCAGGGUGAAUGUGGCUCCUAAUAAGGUAUAGGGCUGUAUAAACGUGUUGAUCUUCAAGCGGUGCAACCCCAUCUUCGGGUGGUAACACAGCUCGAUAAAGUCCACGGGACGAAAGACUAACUUUUACGUCUAUAGCCCAUGUGGGAUAAUUGUGGCCGUCUAGAGCUAGUAAUUCAAACUCUUUGACAGUCA
Molecule: messenger RNA, 2325 nt
Organism: Sorghum bicolor (sorghum)
Lineage: Eukaryota; Viridiplantae; Streptophyta; Magnoliopsida; Poales; Poaceae
Product: folylpolyglutamate synthase
Exons: 16
Coding region: 49-1782 (577 amino acids)
Biological process (GO): tetrahydrofolylpolyglutamate biosynthetic process
Cellular component (GO): cytoplasm; cytosol; mitochondrion
Molecular function (GO): ATP binding; tetrahydrofolylpolyglutamate synthase activity
Source: RefSeq, a predicted model, not a curated record